This is a messenger RNA of Onychostoma macrolepis, 1840 nucleotides long. It is a transcript of the gene ascl1a, whose product is annotated as achaete-scute family bHLH transcription factor 1a. The transcript is spliced from 2 exons. Gene Ontology annotation, biological process: positive regulation of transcription by RNA polymerase II; neuron differentiation; sensory organ development. Lineage: Eukaryota; Metazoa; Chordata; Actinopteri; Cypriniformes; Cyprinidae. Gene Ontology annotation, cellular component: RNA polymerase II transcription regulator complex. Gene Ontology annotation, molecular function: protein dimerization activity; DNA-binding transcription factor activity, RNA polymerase II-specific; RNA polymerase II transcription regulatory region sequence-specific DNA binding. The record is from RefSeq and is a predicted model, not a curated record. Bases 408 to 998 code for a protein of 196 amino acids.
UCGAAGCGCGCCGUUGUUAAAUUUUACAAGGUCACGGCAUGCCUUUAUUGCCGCUCGAAGUUGAGUGUGUGCGUGUGUUUGUUCUCCGACAAACACUUGUCAUAACCGAAAAACACCUCUAGUCAUUCUUUACAAGAAGUUGUUUACUCAGUGGCAGGAGCGGCACGCGCCCGGCGUACGCAAAGCAAGCGCAUCUCGGGGGCGUGGUCAGGAGGAACGCGCGGCGGGCCGCCGGCGUAUUGAAAAGGCCGCGCUGUUUCCAUCUCACAACUCAGAGCAGGUCGAGAGUCCGGUGCACCCCUGCCCAUUAAAGCCACACGUGAACGCCACGAGCAAGACGCACGGCCACUGGGCAUCCCAAAGAAAACUUUUGUGCUUGUCCUCGCUCCUUUUUUUCCCUCCGCGAAAUGGACAUCACUGCCAAGAUGGAAAUAAGCGUAAACCAGCAGCAGUUCAUGCCACCUGCCUGCUUUUUUGCAUCUCAGAGCAUCCAACUCAGUCCGACCGACAGCCAGUGCAGCAACAAGUCCGCGUCGAAGCAGGCGAAGAGACAGCGCUCAUCCUCUCCGGAGCUGCUCCGGUGCAAAAGGAGGCUCAACUUCGCCGGCUUCGGGUACAGCUUGCCCCAGCAGCAGCCGCACGCGGUGGCCAGGCGGAACGAGAGAGAACGCAACCGGGUAAAGCUGGUGAACAACGGCUUUGCUACUCUCCGCGAACACGUUCCCAACGGAGCGGCGAACAAGAAGAUGAGCAAAGUGGAGACGCUGCGCUCGGCUGUGGAGUACAUCCGCGCGCUCCAGCAGCUUUUGGAUGAGCAUGACGCGGUGAGCGCGGCGUUCCAGUCCGGCGUCCUGUCACCCACCAUCUCCCAAAACUACUCUAAUGACAUGAACUCUAUGGCCGGUUCGCCUGUGUCCUCUUACUCCUCAGAUGAGGGCUCCUACGACCCUCUGAGUCCAGAAGAACAAGAGCUCCUGGACUUCACUAAUUGGUUUUGAACGUUCGCGAAAGGAAGGAAAUACCUAAAAAUCGCAGCACUCGCUUGGGAGGAACUCGGAUGUCCUCCAAGAACACAAAGCACUGCGUUUGCGCUGCAGUCCGGUUCGGAUAGACUCGAAUCCACACCCAGAGAUGGCCCAUACAAACCGGCAAACCACGGGUCCCGAGUGUCAAAGAGCCAAAGGACUAAAAGGGAAGAGCGGGAGUCCAAUCCUUCCAGCGCAUUCGCCCAAGAAAUCUAUUUUUAAAAUGACUUUCCACGACACUGUGGCAUAUAUACAAAAAAAACAAAAAAACAAAAAAACAACAACAAUAAGCAAACAUUGUUCUUUUACCUAUGCUAAUGUAAUCAAAGAAGGUUUGCCCUGAUUGACCCCUCUCACAACUCUAAUAUGCUUCCAACUUGGCGAAUUUUAUUAUAUGAAGUUCUAUUUGUAUAAAACAUGUUGUUUUUUGAAAUAUAUUAAGCUAUUUUUGUAUGUAAGAGAUUUAUAGAUGUUUUUGUACACAUUCAUUUUAAUAUGUAUCUAUUUUUGACCUAUAGCCUGCCGUAAAUUGCUCAUUACCUCUCGCUUAUUCAGACUUCUAGUCUCAAAUGCAUUCGCAGCUGGCAGUUCCCUUUACGGUCGUGGAGGUUUUAGAAGAGUUUAAGAGUUUAAAUUUCAACACCAACGUGUCUUAUUUAAUAGGAAUAAUAAUUGCAAUGGUAAUAUGACUCGGAGUGAUCAAAGGUUAUGCAGCUAUUGUCCAAACGGAGGUGUUUUGUGUCUCCACACUGCCUGUUCCACUUUGCCUUUACAAUGCUGGGUUUUGCAUCUCAGAAAAUAAGAAUAUGCCUUAU